UGACGUCAUUUGUGGCGCGUUUUUGUUGCAUGUCGGCGCAUACGAACAUGUUGCGUGUUAUCGAUCAGCUGGUUGUUUGGUGAGCAGUGACAACUUGCUGUUGGACCAUAGACCUGGAGGCCUCGCAUGAAGAUUUGUCUUCCGGGGAGGCAUUGUAUCCCACGAAAUUAUGCCGAGUGCUUCGGUGAACUUUCAGUCUCUUAUCAUGGAAAGCAUUUGCAACUGGAUUAUUCACUCUGCAAAAUAAAAACCACACACACAACGCCGACCAUCUCUCACUUUGGCCCCCACUUAGCAGUGCAGUGUCUGUGAGCAUUCUAGUGGGGUCUGCGUCAACCAUGUGCCCAGGCUAAUCCACAUCUGACAAACUGGUUAAUGUCUUCUGUGACAGACGUCGACAUAGGCCUAGUGAGCGUAGCAUCUUACCGCCAGUUCUCUGCAGACUGUGAACCACACGAUGCCAUUGUUAUCCUCGUUCAUCCAGAAAUGUUCAGUUCAUGACUAGGCGUAGUAGGGUUAAUGUAGUGCCAUGCCAGGUGGUUCCGUGAUCUCGUGCUCGGGCCUGUGACUCGUAUGAUGAUGCCACAUUCCGAGGCAAGGAACCCAGUUGUGAACUUACAGUGAGACACUACUGACAUGUUCACAUCGGUCCUGAAACUAUUGGUCUGGAGUAACAACAUGUUGAUCAACAGUUGAGAUUUCUUCACCGCCACUGAAAUUUUUGGAUGGGAUUGCUUUGAUUAGUGGGGAGUGCUCAGUGCUGACAAGUACGAUGGCCUCAUCAAGGAUUGCCAAAGGGAAAUCUUUGAAGCGGACGGGGUCUUCCAGCAAGCUGAAGGACCUGCCUCCUCCCGAGGCUCCCCAGGAGCGGAAGUAUAAGCUUGAAGACUUUGAAAUGUUGUCGAUAAUUGGCACCGGCACUUUUGGUCGGGUCAUCUUGGUCAAAGACAAGUGCAUGAAGGAGUACAUGGCAUUGAAGGUUCUUACGAUAGCUGACGUUGUGCGGUUAAAGCAGGCUGACCACGUGCUGAGUGAAAAGUCCAUUCUCAUGUCAAUAAAGCACCCCUUCAUUGUUAAUUUAUAUUGGGCCUAUCACAAUGACACAUUCCUGUACAUGUUACUCGAGUAUGUGUGUGGCGGAGAACUCUUCACGUAUCUACGCAGUAUGGGUCGCUUUAAAGCUUCCAUUGCCAAGUUCUUCUCAUUAGAGAUAACCUCAGCAAUUGAUUAUUUGCACAAAGAGGACAUUGUUUACAGGGACUUGAAACCUGAAAACAUUUUAAUUGACCGAGAAGGCCACGUCAAGCUCACCGACUUUGGAUUUGCAAAGAGAUUAAAAGACAGGACGUGGACACUUUGUGGCACCCCUGAAUACUUGGCGCCAGAGAUUAUCCAGAGCAAAGGACAUGGCAAAGCCGUGGACUGGUGGGCAACGGGAAUCCUCAUUUAUGAGAUGCUAGUUGGGUACCCGCCCUUCUACGAUGACAACCCUUUUGGUAUCUAUGAGAAGAUUCUGGAAGGCAAGAUUGACUGGCCUCAACACCUUGACAAAGAUGCAAGGGAUUUGAUCCAGAAGCUAUUGGUAAUUGACCGGACAAAGCGCAUUGGCUGUAUGGUAAAUGGAAGUGAUGAUAUUAAGAAUCAUGACUGGUUCAAAGAAACGGACUGGGAUGCAGUCAGGAGACGUCAGCUCAAACCUCCAAUAGUUCCCACGGUAACACAUGAUGGAGAUACACAGAACUUUGACAAAUAUGAUGAUGACGGCUGGCAGUCAUCUAAGGCAGUGACUGCUGACAUCCAAGAAUUAUUCCGUGAUUUUUGACGACGGCUUUGAAUGGGCGCGAGUUCAGACAAGCUGUCCAGUUCUGAUUCUCUGUAUUUUGGAGGGAGUCGGAACUUUUGUUCACCCGAGACAUCGUGUCCAAUCAGUCACUCUCAGCAAAUGAUAAAAUACUACCACAAAAAAUGCACAUUUGAGGUUGUGGACACCUAUCCUUCCAUGUUUGCUGACAACAUAGUAGCCAUUGCUAUGUUUACCCAAGAUCAUUGCUACGGUUUCCAAGGGUUGAAUUUAUCAAGCUUGCAACUGCCUUUCCAAGCCUGUUCGAGGUCCAGCAGAAAUUUAAACAAACAUCGGUUGAUAGCAGCAAUUGCUCUGUAAAGAGGCAGGAUAAACUGUUGGGUUUGCAGUGCCAAACAUCGGCUUCAACGAUGAAAUAUGUUUCAACUUGAGGCCAAACUUGUCUUCUGUGUGAGCAUUAAGUGUGGUGUUCCCCACAAACAUCACUUCUGAAUUGACCGUUUGGUUUGACGUUGCUGCACAGAAGACAACGUUGUAUUUAAGCUGUCAAGUGUGUACCUCCAACCAGCCGUGUCCAGAAAUUCCCAAUCCUCUUGUAAUGGAUGUGAGCAGGACAGUCCUCCAUUUCUCCUCGAGUAACAAGCCUAGUUUCUUGUGUCAGUGAUCCCUGCUCAGCUAUGUGGCAGGGUAGCAUGGGACAUAACUAUUGUUUUGGUAUAAGAUGGGUCUGGGUAGUACUGGGCACCAUUCGUAGCCAUUGGCACGGCGGUAAAAUAUGAGCUAAAGGCACAUGAAUAGCUUUCUUGUUCCCAGGGACACACAACUGGACCAAACCUGCAAGGUUUCAUCAGGAAUUCUACCAAGGCCAUCCUUGUUCAUCUGGACCACUUCUGUGCCUGAUUUACUUGAACGGCCUUUCUCUGAUCUGAGCAUUCUCCAUUAAGGCCUUACCUUACUGUACAGAAUUUUAAACUCUGAGAACCUUGCUUAGUUUGCACUGAACACACAUCAGUAAAUACAAACGAGAGAUUGUUGAUACCUUAAUGAGAUAACUGCACUCUGUUUGACAAGCCAUCUGUGCAGACAUCGUCAAAUAAAUCAGCCCUUCCUGUUACCCUUUGCACUUGUGUGAUCAUUACGACAAGUGAACAACAACUUCCAGGUCACUGUUUUUUUAACUGAUUUGAGAUAAUUUGUAAGUCGCCAAAUUGUGUUAUGUGGCCUAUUUUUCCUCUCAAGCUGCUUUGAGUUUUAUUGGUCGUAACUUUUGGGUUUUCUUCAACAAUGAAAGUAUUCUUCCAAAGAUUUUGUAUUCAUUUUUUUAAAUGUAUUUAAGCCUAACUUUAUUUGUCAAAUACACAGCAUGGUUUGUAUGCUUAAUUAAGGCCAAAAAUGAUUUUGGUUAAAUGAAAGAUUGUAUUUCGUGUGACAAAUUUUAUUUUCUUAGAGAUGUAUCUUACAAGCUGUAUCUUUGCAGAGUGCUCCUAUAUUAAAUUAAGGGGGUGUUUUCUUUUUCUAGUUUGAAAAGCAAUAUUUCUUUGUAUUUUAACCCACUUCCUUUGUUUGACUGUCGUUUUCCUCAAAUGCCUGUUUGUGUGUGUAACCUGUUUUACCUCACUUAGUGUCCAAAGACGUCGUUCACAACUAUCAAGCUAACUCAGAGCCGCACAAGCCAUUUCAAGUCGUUUGUCAGAUUAAAAGGUUUGUCAAUUCUGUUUGCAAUUGCUUUUUUUUUUCCAGUCUAAACUGUAUUGGUGGUUUUUGAGCAGUUCUCAUUUUCCAGCAUUUCGUAUUCUGGCUCACAUCUUUGAGUUUGUACAAAGUGUCUGGCUUGAAAUGAUAUUUCUGCACACAUUUCAUUCAUAUUCAUCGUCAUGAACUGCACUUCUAAACUAUUUUCACCCCAGGUGGCCUAUACUUAGGUUAACCCUGGACCUGAUUUCAUAGAGCCAUUAAAUGAAAUCACAACUUAAUAAUUUAGCUAUUGGGCCAAAAACAGCAAUCAAUCAAUAUUCAUGUGACACUUUGGCCGGUAACUGUGCUUGUUGAGCAAAAUUCGGCCCUUAACGAGACCUCGCUCUGCAAUGGCUUUGUGAGAAAUUAGUCACCACAACCUUAAGGCCAGUCAUGGAUCUGACUUGUAUAGAUAUGUUGGUCCUGGUUCUUGGUCUUUGUCCCAGGAACGUAAAGGUCGGUGCACACAGUAAUGUACCAUAUCAAAGAUUGAGACAGGUUAAGCAACUUUGCUGACUGCACUAUUUGUGAGCUAAGAUGAUUGAUGUUGGAAAAUCUGGUUUGCAUCUGCAAGACCUGGCCAAGCUAAAUGUUGCCAAGGCACUUUGUUACAUGGGUGAAACUUGCACUACAGGUAUUUAAAGAAUUCUAGCCUGGACUGUAGUUCUUGCAUAAGGGCCUGUGUUGACAGGAGGCAAGGCAAGGCUGAGGCCAAGGUCUUUUGGGACAGGGAAUGAGUUAUGGCAGUGUCAUUAGUUAAUGACAGCACAUACAUGUAAUGUCAGUUCAUGUCUGGCUGUACAAGACACUGACUGAAAUACAUCACUGUCCAGUCAUGCUUCAGAAAGUCAUUUGCUUCACUGCAGAUACACGCUCUGUCAUGUUGACCCUAGUUCACUGAGACAUUGCAUGUGUUGGUUUCAUCAACCAGGGUGUCAUUUUCUAUUAAAAAAAGCUUUUGUUCAGUACAGUGUGAUACUAUCAUCUUUUGUGACAGGAAAAUUCCACAAGGUCCAACAUUUGUUACCAUUGUUCUGCGUCUUAGACAUGGAAUUAUUUUUUGGGGGGAGGGGGAAAUCAACGUACACUGCAUCGGUCGACUCUCUCUCUCUCUCUCUCUGAAAGGGUACAAAUAGUAUUUUCCUGAGACGUCUGUAAUUCCUUGCCACUGUAUUCACAUUUUCAUGGUGUUGGUCUGUGUACUUUCUUCCGAAGGAAACAAUAACAUAGAAAGUGCAACUUGCGUCUCAAUUAGUAUCUGCUUUGUGAGGUCAAGUGUCACACAUGUAAUUUAUACCCCUUGACUACCCAAUCCAAAAUUAACACAUUUAUUUAUUUUUGCUUAGUUUUUAAUAGUGCCAAGUGUUUCAGAUUUUUUUUUUACAAAAACUCAUCAACACUACGCACCUUAACAAAUCAAUUCAUAAAGGGUGUUUUUUCCCCAAGGGAUAUGAAACUGAGAUCAUGUAUCAUAGGGCCUGUAAAUUGUGGGAAGCCCGAAGUGAUAAUGUACUUAUUCAGAACACAGGUUUUCCUGAACUGUUGCCAAUAUUUUUACUUUUCUAAUUCUGCGUUACCAUGGACCAUCUCACAGAAAUGACCACAAAGAAGUUUUUGUAACAAGGUAACAAAGACUCUUGGUAGGAGUGUUAAAAAGUUUAAAGAUGGUAUCCCAUGGUACAGGUGGUAAUCGUUAAGAGAAGGGCAUUAUGCUGGUGUUAAAAUUCCAGUGAGAUGGAUGCCUGUGGCUUAACCAAAUCUCCCUUGGGCAUUUAUGAUAUAAAAAAACAACCACUUAGUCACUAUUCAUUGUUAAACCGUCCAAUUUAAAUUUUGACACAGAGGGUAUUUUUUUGUGUCUAAAUAUAAAUGUUUGUUAAAAUUAUAUUUGUAAGAGGUUUGUGAAUUAUUUUGGCAACAGUAUUUUGUACACAAAUUAUCAACAGGAUUUGCCUAUGUGAACGAUGAAGUACUGUGUGAAGAUUGAAGAAAGUUUUAGUAAUAAAAUUGUUGGUUAAUAGCUGGAAACAU
Messenger RNA from Acanthaster planci (crown-of-thorns starfish), 5566 nucleotides. RefSeq names its product protein kinase X-linked (gene prkx). Gene Ontology annotation, molecular function: ATP binding; cAMP-dependent protein kinase activity. Gene Ontology annotation, biological process: protein phosphorylation. Gene Ontology annotation, cellular component: cytosol; cAMP-dependent protein kinase complex. The record is from RefSeq and is a predicted model, not a curated record. Lineage: Eukaryota; Metazoa; Echinodermata; Asteroidea; Valvatida; Acanthasteridae.